AUGGCGGUCGGACAGGGAAACCCACCGGCACGUGAGACGCUCCAAAAACUUGGGCAAUUUUGAGUUAGGGUUUUAUCUCUAUGGGCCCCACCUCCAGCAUGGCUCAUGCCCAACCCCUUCGACCCAUCGUAUAGAUCAGCUGUUUGUGGGACCCAUUGCCACAUUGGCCUCGAUAUUCAAACCAAACGCUUAUUGGAUGGAGUGAGGAUCGAGGCAGAGAGAGAAGAAUCUCUGGACUGAUAUUUUCCUCCCUACGCCUCCUAACCAGAUAGGAUCCGACGGAGCACCGCCCAAAUCGAUGGCACCACCGCCGCGGGUGCUUCCGGCCACGGCGGCCGCCGCUCUCCCUAUGUCAUAUCCCCCGCGAGCUCCCGCGUUCUUCCGCCGGCGUCUUCGCUCGCCCAGCCGUUCCUCCUUCAUUCGCGGAGCACGGGUUGCCUCUAGCUUCGCUUUCUCCUCCGUAAGCACGAUUUUAGUCUACCGUCUUAUUCUCCCUCGAUUCGGUCGCUCUCGCUAGCAGUUACUGCUGGAGUAAACCCUGGGACCUGCAUGGCGAAAAUCGCGGCAAAUAUCUUUAUGUGGCUGUACAUUUUGCUGCUUCCGGAACUCAUUUCUUCUUUUUUUUUUAAUUCUUUCUACUGCAAUAUCUGAUGUGCUGUUUGCUGGCAAUUGUGGCUGUUCAUUCUCUUAUUUCCUCUUUUUGCGCGUUCUUUGCGAUCCUCUUUUCCUAUCUUCUCAGCACCCAUGGCUGAAGGAGCAUUUCCGGCUCUGUAUAAGUUUUCAUAUACCCCCUGAUUUCUUAUGCCACAAUUUUCGGUCCUUUCUACCUCAUAUGAUAAAUAAAAUUUCGUUUCGAGGUUUAAACUAGUAAAUAUGCAUAACUAUUGCCUUCUUUGUUCAAAACGUCACUGCUUGAGGUUUACUCUUGUUGUGGAGAAUGUCUAGAUGGUCUGUAUAGUAUGCGGUGCUGUACGAGGAAAUGAACAUCUUCUAACUGUAAUACUUCAGUAUUUGCGCAGAGGAAGUGCAGUCUAUGUCACCAGAACGUCUCUCUCCAUCUUAAUGGUCCAGUGGGUAAGAUAUGGUGCAGCCAACAGAAAGUAGAAGGUGACAUUGAUUAUGAAACGUGUGAGCUGGUCAGUGGUAUUGAACUUGUUAUUGGGGAAGGCGAGGAUAGCAUCCGAGCUUAUCUGCUGAAAGCAGUGAAGAAUAACAAUGGCAAUGGUGUCCUGCUGUUGUCUGAUGCUUUUGGGUUUGAAGAUUCAUCUACUAGAGAGUUCGCCUACAGAGUUGCCUGCAGUGGCUACAAGUAAGUUCAUAUGACUAUAUGAAAGUAGUUUCAUUUUAGCAACGGAAAAUCAAAAAACUAUGAUGAAAUCAUACUGCGCUAAUGUUUUCUCUAUCUUGAUUCACCUGCUCUGCUCCUUACUCUAAUGUUAUCCUGUUCAUUCCCUUUUCAAGGAAUUUGCCCCAACUAAUUCAGUUUUGUCUGAGGAUACUUCAAUGUUUUAUCUGGAAUUCGUUGUAAACUAUUUCAGUUCAUCAAAUAAACAGCUUUCAUAUCCUCUACGUUAAUCUUGUACGUCUAACCACAACCCAAGCAGCACUGCCUUGCUUAAGUUUGGAUGUAUUCUAAGGGUUUUAUCCUGGUUGCAGAUGAGUGGACAGUGUCUGACAGCGGACGAUGAAACUUCAUUUAGAGUCUUAUGAUAUUUUUUCUGAACUCCUAAGUUAUCAGACUGUAUAAUUCAAGUUUUUGGCCUUAUAAUAUCCUCUUAUAAUUGUAAAUCCUUAGCAGCCCUUGCUAGUCAUAAUCUGGCCCUAUAUAUCCCAGUAAUUUUCUCGCUUAUAGAUUUAUCAUGCGUUUCUACUCAAUAUUACAAUGAGAAGAUUUCGUAUUUGAUUCUGUUUAUCUAUGUUAAACAGAUUCUUUAUACCCUGAACCCUGGGUUUAUCUAGGAUAUUAAAACUUGAGCACUUGCAUGAUUACAAUGAUAAUCAUUGCUGAAGAUGAUAACUAGUAUUUUACUAAUGAGUGAUAAAUGAUCAUAUAUUCAUCAUUUUAAAGUAAAUAGAAAACAUUAUUCUUAAAUAAAUUACCUUAUAAAUGAAUUAGAAAUUAGAUCGUUGCUAAGUGUUUAUUAUCAAAUUAGUGUGGUGCCUUAUUUAUUUAUUAGAUUAUCAUUCAUCGUUCAUUUGGGAAUUUAUUUUUUACUUAGGUAUAAGAAUUCUUUGAUAAUUAUUUUUAUCGUUCGUUAAGCCUACUUAAUGCACAUUAUCUCCUGCACUCUGUGCAGUUGUUCCCGAAUCUCGAUUCACAUGGUCCUUCUGAUCCAGCGUACAGGAGAUAAUGUGCAGGAUUAUUUGAAGCCGCAGCCGCUGUCUUCGUGUUCAAAUGACUGAUCUCUCCUUCUCUUGGUGCUCAUCAUGGAAACAGUGUUCUCGUCCCAGACUUGUUCCGCGGAAACCCAUGGAGGACAGGCCGACAGCAGGCUGAGUUCGGGCCAUGGGUGGCUAGUCACCUCCCCGAGAGGGUCGCCGUAGACAUCGCAUUGUCAUGCCAGUGGCUAACGGAGGAAUACAUUGCUGCCGGCAUAUCUAAGAAGCUCGGGAUCAUUGGCUUCUGCUUCGGCGGCCAUCACCUGAUCGAAACAUUAGCCCGCGACGAGGGCGGCUACUUCGGCACCGGGGUCUGCUUCUACGGGACAAACAUGAACCCGGCCCUGUGCCCCAAGAUCAAAGUUCCGGUCCUAUUCGUCUGCGGAGACGACGACCCGCAUUGCCCUCUGAGCGUGGUCCGCGAGAUGGAGAAGGGCAUCAGGGGGGCCAAGGUGGUGGUUUACGACGGGAGGGGAGAUGGCUUCGCCCAUCGGCCUGAGUCCCAGGAGGAGGACGACGACGCCGAGGACGCCUUCGCCGUCGCAAGAACCUGGUUGCAUGAUUUCUUGGUCGCAAAUUAGCCAGCUAUUAGAGGUCCGUCGUUCAUUUACUCUGUUUUCGUUCUUGUUCAUGGUUUCCUGGCUGUAUUUUGCUGUCUCUACUGCUGUGUAUGGAUUAGUCGUCCAAAUGCAUUACUGCCCUUAGAAUGGAGCCCUCUGAAUAUCAUCUGGACUCUCACUAAAUUGCCUGAGCCAGUAGUGAUACAGCCCGGUCGAAAAAGGGCUCGUAGGUUAUUGACUUGGAGGCACGCUUGUCAUCUAAAGUCGUUGACUUGUUGGGAAAUACCAUUCGUCCCAAUAGUUUAAAGCUGGACUCGAUAUUUCUGAGUUCCCCCUUGAAGCAUAUUUUUCUUAUUAAAAUAUGUAAUAAAUCUGCGUAGUAUGGCAGCGCGAGGAAUUGUAUCGGUCGAAUAAAUAUUAUUAAAUCCAGUGGUAAUGUCAACGGCGUACGUUGUCAACGAGCCCGAAAAUUACAUUUUAAGCCAUGAGCCUGGCUUGA
Spirodela intermedia is the source of this 3438-nucleotide messenger RNA. The record is from the annotation of a GenBank genome assembly. Lineage: Eukaryota; Viridiplantae; Streptophyta; Magnoliopsida; Alismatales; Araceae.